CUUAGGUAUCAUGUUUAUAUUUAUGUUUUUUUCAGGUUCAAAUUAAUUGCAAAUAUUAAGGACGAUUCAGGUGAGGCAAAGUUUCUUUUGUUUGACGCCAACGCUCAACUUAUUGUCCAUCAUCCUGCGGCUGAACUUUAUGAUGAGAAUGAAGAUCCCGAUGUCUUACCCCAAGCGGUUACCGACCUUUGUGGAAAGCGAUUCCUUUUUGAGAUAUCAGUUGAUGCUGACAACAUCAAGGGAAAGAGCACGCAGUAUGUAGUUCGAUUGGCCACCGAAGAUCGUGAAAUGGUUGAGGAAUUUGCUGCUCUACCUCCUAAACCAGAGAACUCGGAUGCUAUUUCCUUUGGUUCUG
Molecule: messenger RNA, 355 nt
Organism: Eruca vesicaria subsp. sativa (arugula)
Lineage: Eukaryota; Viridiplantae; Streptophyta; Magnoliopsida; Brassicales; Brassicaceae
Source: the annotation of a GenBank genome assembly